Thelazia callipaeda (thelaziosis nematode) is the source of this 810-nucleotide messenger RNA. Lineage: Eukaryota; Metazoa; Nematoda; Chromadorea; Rhabditida; Thelaziidae. The record is from the annotation of a GenBank genome assembly.
AUGGCAGAUUUGGGAGGACAUAUGAUGGAAGCAGUUCCACAGAAAGAUAAGCAAGACAACUUGUUAUUACGUCGUAAUAAUUUUAGAAGUGCAUGCAAGGCACCAAACGUAUCAACAGUAGGCCAAAAAAAUUUAAUGAAUAAAAAAGCAAAUAUUCAUGCAUUGCCGAAAAUUGGGCAUUGUGCAAAAUCAGGAUGUUCUAAAAUGGGAGAUGAUCAUUCGAUAAAGGCAGCAGCAAAUUGUAAGCUGCCUAAUGAUCAUACAUUUUUUGGAACUAUCCACGUCAAAACAUCGGCUACUAUGCUUACUAUUAUUUAUAUGAUUUUGGUGGGUGUCGCAGGUUUGACAGCUAGCACAGCUAUGUCAGAUUCGCCUUCAUUCGCAUUAACAUGCGCAGCAUUACUUUUGAUCGUACUAUUGGCGCAAUUUGGAAUUUGGAAGGAAGCAUCAAUCUUCUUAUUACCAAUCAUUGUAAUUUUGGGUGCUGCAGUAUUUCUUUCGUCUGCUGUUACAGUCUUUGUAGAAUUUUAUUGCAUGCUUAACACAAAGUGUACAUCAAUGUGCAGAUAUCCACAACCAUAUUAUUCUACAGAUUAUUGCAAUAAUUACAGGUCGACUGCUGUUGCUAGUAAUGGGGAGUACAGUGUUUGCGAUAUUACACUGCUACUGUGUUCUGAUUAUGUCACACUGCUGGAAAAUGACAAAUUGCAACAAGUGUGGUUCAUUGAAACUACUGACGAUGAAGCCGAUGAAGAUAUUUUGAUUCAGAAUGUGCCAAAUGAUGCCAGAUUCAGUUACAUGAUAUCAUAA